AUGGACAAUAACCAAGCCACCACCCUGAGCAGUGCUUCUGCCGCUAACGCACCUGACACCGCGACGUUAGACAAUGGCAAGUUCAAGGCUGCGCAGGAUUCUACCGCGAUAGAUGUGAGCAUGGACGAAGGUGAAAGCGAUGAGAGUGAAAAUGAAGACAUUAUGGAAGAAGAAGAUGAUGAUGAUGAUGAAGACAAACUCGAGCCAAUCUCUGCCGACAACAUUAUUCGUGGCGAGCGAAGGACACGCGGAAAGAUCAUCAACUUCCAGGAAGCCGCCAAAAAGCUCAAGGAUGAUGAGGGUGAGGAUGAUGAAGAUGAUGAGGACUUUACACUUGAAGAUAAUGGCAACAACAACAUGCGAGAUUAA
Aspergillus bombycis is the source of this 369-nucleotide messenger RNA. Its product is annotated as histone H2A.Z-specific chaperone CHZ1. The coding region runs from base 1 to 369 and encodes 122 amino acids. Lineage: Eukaryota; Fungi; Ascomycota; Eurotiomycetes; Eurotiales; Aspergillaceae. The transcript has 3 exons. The record is from RefSeq and is a predicted model, not a curated record.